GAAUCAUUUCUAAAUGUAUUUUUUAUUUUGAAAAGUACUAAGCAGCACUACAAGAACUUAUAAUGUUAAUAAGAACACGUACAUUAAAAAUAUCUUGAUUUUUUUUUUACAUGAUAUCAUUGAAUGCAACACACCUACAUACACUAAGGUCACAUGGCUAUAUUUUACCAAUGAACACAAGCCUCCUUUUCUUCAGCCAAUCAGCUUUCAGUGGGUGCGUUACUAAAGAGUGAUUGGUUAAAAAAGACAACAUGAGCCUGAAAGCAUGACAACGGAACUACUCUUUGGUUUUAUCGAGUAGUUUUAAGUUUAUGUCUCACGAGAAACGUCUCCAAAUAUUUAGACAUUAAGAGUGUGAAAUUAAUGAUUAUUUUCUACUGUAAUACAAAGAGAAAAUCAGCUUUUUGUUGUCAUUGCAUCUCUAAACAGCCGCAAAGAGCUAGCUUGUUUGCUAACCUCUGCGUGCGUGGACGCUUGGUUAAUGGAGUUUUCAUUUAGUUCACAAUCAGUUUUAACCUCAGAUAAGUUCUCUGUUUAAAGUUGUUUCUAUGAAAUAAGAAAGAUGGAAACUUUGGCUCUCUUAGCUCCAAUCACAAGCCUGGAGUUCUUUGAAGACAAGUUUCUUUUAACAGGUGAGGGUCCAGUCCUGUCAGCGUACAGUCUCCACUGUAGUCCUAAAGGCUUCACCUCCCUGAGUGUCCUCCAGCACCAGCGGAUCCAUGGCAUACGCCCCAGAAGUCAGUGUGUUAGAUCAGCUCAGAGCUCUGCCUCAGAACAUGGACUGACAUCUGGAUCAGAGCCUUUAUUCCAUGACUUUGCAGUAUUUGGAGGCAAAGCUUUGAGGCUGAUACGGCUUCAUGUGGAGAUCCAGAAUGUGGAGAAUUUUCACUUUGAGAUCCUGGGUCCUCUUUUAGAGCUGCAGGACUGGAUUCUGGAUGCCCGCUGGCUUUCUGGGCGCAGCCCAUCACAGCUCUGUGCGGCGGUAGCUCACAACGGCGCUCUCCUCGUGGACGUCGCCGCAGGCCACGCGGUGGCUCGGCGCUUCUGUCUGGAAGGUUGCUUGUUGUAUUCGGCCCUUCUUGUGGUCCACGAGUCCUGGGCAGAAACGGUUUUAGUCGGAGGGACUGUCUUCAACCAGCUGAUCGUCUGGAAAACGGAGAAUAAGGAUGAUGGUUGGGAUUCAGGACACAAAGCUCCGGUUGAGCGGCGUCUCGUGGGCCACACCGGUGUCAUCUUCAGCGUGGCUUACCUUCAGGAGGGGGGGUUUCUAGCGUCUGCCUCAGACGACCGCAGCGUCCGCCUGUGGGGGGUCGGCGCUCUAGGUGGCCCUGGAGGGAAAUGUGGAGACGAUAACCCAGCCUGUUUAAGAGUCCUGUAUGGCCACCAGGCCCGGGUGUUUUCGGUGCGCCUCUCACCUGGGAGGGUGUUCAGCGCCGGGGAGGACGGGGCUUGUUUGGUGUGGGACUGGAACGAGGGCGGUAAGGUGAUGCGCAUGCUGAAGGGACACCGGGCAGGUGGCGUGCGCGCGUUGGCGGUCAGCGAGGAGAUGAUGGAUAAUAGGAGGUGGGUUGCUACCGGAGGGGCAGAUGGAGGGGUGAGGUUGUGGAACGUGGAAAGCGGUCUGGAGGAGAGCGCAGAGGCAGCAGGUACAACAGAGCUGACAGACCUAAAGUUCCCCCAGAUUGGACUUCCAAAGAUCGUCUGCAUGGUAGGUGGAGGUGAGGAUCCCAGCUGGAGCCAGUUUGUGGUUUGCACCGAUGGAGGAUCAGUUUGUCUUUAUAGUGACGGGACAUGGGGAACUAUUUGGCAGGGGACUGCUGAGUUUCAGUCCUAUUGUGUGAUGGAAACCGUCACUGUCUGCGUGAAAGACUCAGCUGCCACGGUGAGUUUGUGUGCCGUGGGAAACAUCAGCGGGUCUUUAGAAAUCUUUCCUGUUUCCUGUCCUCGGUCUGGCGUUCGUCUUAGCGGCGGAUCGGGGAAGAUCCAAAGUCUUCAUUUUCAGAAGGAAAAGGACCGGGUGUAUUUGCUGGCCUCAGGCGCUGAAGGGCUGGUUCAUCGGUGGUGCGUAGAGGUAAGACAAAGUGAAAGCUGCUCUUUAGUCGUAAGCCUGUGCCGUCUUCCACCGUUCCUCCUUCCUCAAUGCGCUAAACGCUGGCUCACUGCUGCUGUCCGCCUCCAGCCAUCUUCCAAGAAGGUUCUCUGGGUGUGCGGGGACAGAAGAGGAUCUUUACUUUUGUUUGAGGAAAAUAAGCAUUUAGAUGAAGGACGGAGCAGAGAGAUGCUGGAUGCACCUUUGCAGCCGCUCAGCUGCCUGUUUGGGGUGCAUGGAAAGCACGGCGUUACCUCAGUUUGUGAGUACCAGGGAUUGUUCUACAGCACCGGCAAAGACGGCUGUGUGAGGGUUUUCAGAGUGAAACAAUCAAAACCGGAUGAGAGGCUAGAAAACGCUGCCGAGGCGGACGUGGGGCUGGAACUGGACGUGCUCCGAGUCCAGCGGGCCUGCAAGGGUAUGGAGUGGCUGGAGAGAACGUUGAUUCUUGAAUCUGCAGUUUGUUUAGAGGAGGAGGAUCACGGAGAGACGAGUUGGGUUUUUAGAAAACAAAAUGUGGGUAAAGAGGCCAGGUUUGUUAUCGCUGGCUUCCACGCCGCUCACUUUGUGGUUUGGGAUCCUCUGCGGCGGGAGAGGCUGUUUGCUGUACCCUGUGGGGGGGGGCAUCGCUCGUGGGCGCUGUGGCCGUCACACACGGGGGUGUGGCCCGGAUACGGAGCUCUGGUCUUCAUCAAACAGGGGGCUGUCCUGACUUCACAGCCCCCUGGGGAGGCGGCGGGGGCAAAAGCAGGAGCGAGGGACUUGAGAGAAGGAGUUCACGGCAGAGGAAUCUGGUGCGUGUGCAGGGUGGGGAGGAUUGGAAAUGAAAAACAGAAAAGCUUGUGGGAGAUCAUCGUGACAGGAGGAGAGGACACUAGCUUAGCCGUCCUGGCGGUGCAUCCCCCAUCCGGCGCCGUCAGAGUCCUCUCGCUGAUCACAGACCACAUCUCUGGCGUCCGCGCAGUGACGGCGGUCAGACAUCCACACAGCGAGCGUGGACACCAGCCCCUCUCCGUCCUGCUUGUGUCGGCCGGCGGUCGCGCUCAGAUACAGAGUUACCGGCUGUUGGUCGGCUGGAACAGGCAGACGCUGACUCCUUCCUGUCAGGUGAUCCAGGUGGGAGGACACAGGCUGGAUGAACAGUGGGAGAGGAGGAAGAAUCGACACAAGACGGUGAAAAUGGACCCGGAAACAAGGUAUGUCUCCAUAGCCGUGGUGGAGGAAAGCUCCGACCGCGUCCUGCUGGCUCUGUCUUGCAGUGACGGCGCCGUCCGAUUGUUUUCAGUGACUGAGUCAAAGAAUCGGAUUGAUUUGUUGUGGGAGACGUUUCAUCACCAGCGCUGUGUGCUCAGUGUCGCCACCUGCAGCCUGGAAGGCGUUAAAGACGACAGGUACAAACUGCUGUUCAGUGCUGCCACAGAUGGGAAAAUUGCCGUUUGGCAUUUAACUGGAGUAUCAACCGAUAUUUCAAGUGGUGCUACAAAUCCCCCAGCUCCCUGCCUCGAUAUCCCCGCCCACCAGAGCGGCGUCAACUCAUUGGUUGUUUGGGUGGAGAAACUGGGACGAGAAGGAGGAGGCGGUUGCCUGGUAACUGUUGCUAGUGGCGGGGAUGACGGACAGCUGACAGUGUCCACAAUUAGGGUGCAGUUCCCAGGAAAUGGGAAGGCUGGGGGCAGCAGAGGGUUUCCUGAGACUUCUCAUUGCCAAAGCUCAGUGGAAGCACUCCUAACAGACAUAAAAGAGCUUCAGCUUCAUCUCCUCUCUCAGCGCCGGAUCCCGCUGGCUCACGCUGCUCCUCUGACCGCCCUGAAGCUCCUGAGUCCCGGCCUCCUGGUCUCCACUUCCUCAGAUCAAAGGGUUUGCCUGUGGAAGGUCAGCGACGCCGGAGUCGGCCACAGCGGGGCGCUGUGCUCCCACGUUGCUGAUGCUGCAGCGAUGGCAGUGUGGGAGGGGGAGAAAGAAGAGGCAAUUAGUACAACGGGAUCCGAGCUCGUAAACGCUCUUUGCAGAGAACAAGAGAGCCAGACGCAGUCGGAGACAAAGACGGAGGAAACUGAGGGUGGGUGGGUUAGCGACGGUGAGGAAGCAGCUGGUGAACAGGAACUUAGACAACCUGCUGUAGCAGUGAAGGAGACAGUCGACCCAGUUUGCAAGGAAGAGGAGGAGGACACGACUGAUCACUCAAAAUCAGAACCUCAGACUGACGGCUCAGGUGAAACAGUGAAUUGGACAAACAGUGAACAGUGUUUGAAAGCUUCCCCUGACAGCCAAACGGGGAUCAUCAGUGAAGGAUGGGUGCUGGUCUGCGGUCAGGGUCUCCAGCUCCUGCGGGUCAGAAGUGCAGAGAUGGAAGCAUGGAGAGAGAAAAAGGAAAAGAGUAACUGCAGUGUUAAAGUGACGCUUCAAAAACAGCCAACAUAAUUGGAUUAUAUGUUUUUUUUAUAAUUAUUUCUUUUAAUAAAAUGAUUGAAUCUAUAAACUUCUACGACUUUCCUGUUCGUUGCCCUUUGGCUGCUCCCUGUAGGGGGCGCCACCUCCUCAUGUCCUCCUCCACUACACAAGAACCUUCUCUUUGGUCUUCCUCCAGACCAGGGGUGGGCGAACCUUUUCAUUCGUGGGCCACAAAUUGGUAAUUCCACCUCUAUAGAAAUAUAAAUAACAUAGAAUGUAGAUGAAAACGUACUUUAAUUUUGAUUUAUAAUAAAUGUAUAUAUUUUACAACAGAACAUUUUGGAGUAUUUAUUUUAAAACUGGGUCUUGUCCUCAUUUUAGAAGCAAUUGUUUAGAUGGGUUGAUGUCCUUCAGUAAAAAA
Messenger RNA from Oryzias melastigma (Indian medaka), 4901 nucleotides. RefSeq names its product WD repeat domain 6 (gene wdr6). NCBI's taxonomy places the organism in Eukaryota, Metazoa, Chordata, Actinopteri, Beloniformes, Adrianichthyidae. Gene Ontology annotation, molecular function: protein binding. Gene Ontology annotation, cellular component: cytoplasm. Gene Ontology annotation, biological process: tRNA methylation. The record is from RefSeq and is a predicted model, not a curated record. The coding region runs from base 563 to 4510 and encodes 1315 amino acids. The transcript has 6 exons.